This is a messenger RNA of Telopea speciosissima, 752 nucleotides long. RefSeq lists its product as uncharacterized. The transcript has 7 exons. The coding region runs from base 14 to 676 and encodes 220 amino acids. The record is from RefSeq and is a predicted model, not a curated record. Lineage: Eukaryota; Viridiplantae; Streptophyta; Magnoliopsida; Proteales; Proteaceae.
CUCUCUCUCGGCCAUGUCUGCGGCAGCAACUUUGGUUUCAAGCUCGACUCUCAACUCUCUCGCACAAUUUAGAAAAACGAGGAAGAAGAUUCUUGAGAAUACCGUUUCAACUUUCAGAAGUUCCUCAAGUCCUCUCACUGUAAUCUUUCUCAGAAACUCAUAUGGAUACAAGAGAAAUUCAAUCUCCAUCACCAGGAUCAAACGUCUUUCACCUGUCAUGCAAUGGCAGGAUUGCUCGGCUAAGAUGGAAAUUCAUGUCCCCUGUUCUGUUGCCUAUGAUUGUUACUCUGAUCGUGAAUCCAUUCCCCAUUGGAUGCCUUUCAUAUCAUCUGUAAAGAUUGUAGAGGAUAAGCCUGAUCUGUCUCGCUGGUCAUUUAAAUAUAAAGUAUUCGGUCGUGAUAUUGAAUUUUCUUGGCUUGCCCGGAAUCUCCAGCCUAUACCUAAUCAGAAAAUCCACUGGCUAUCUCUAGAAGGUCUUCCAAACAGGGGAGCUGUCAGAUUUUACCCAAAAGGUCCUUCAUCAUGCAUUGUAGACCUUACUUUGUCAUAUGAAGUCCCACAAAUUUUGAUUCCGGUGUCAUCGGCACUGCAACCGUUUCUCAAAGGUUUGCUCCUGCGUGGUUUGGAGCGGUUUGCAAAGAUUGCUAAAAGCCAACUUGACUUUACAAAGUUAUAAUGGGCACAACUGUGUACUUGAGUCCCAGAAUAAAUAAUUAUUCCAUUGCUUCACCAAUUCUCAAAACUCAUCCCCC